AUGUUUAUUAUUCUCUCAACAUUAUUAUUGUUUUUAACAAAUGCUGACCUUCUUAACGAUUUCAGUGGCGAUGUCGACAUUUAUGAUAUUGGUAGAAUUGGAAGAGGAAAGAAUGCUGGUAUGUGGCAACAUUCUUUUGAUAAUGGAGUAGACAUCUUCUAUUACCUUGCGAUGCAGCCAUGGAGACACUUUGUUUGGACACAAAAAGAAAACAAUAUAUGGGUAACAAAUACUAUGAACGAAGAUAACAACAUUGACUUGUCUAGAAAUCCGGACUUGGACAAAUAUCCAGAUCAAGACUUUUGCCAAAAGGACUAUGGAUAUGCAAUUCAAAAAUUCGAAAUUGAUUGGGACAGAGUGCCCACUUCUGAUGAUAAGAUGAUACCAGUAAAUGUAAAUGGACAGAAUUGUUAUCAAUAUGCUGCUAAAAGCCCACUUGUCAACAUCAUAUUAAGUAAGAAAAGAAAUUCUGUGCUGAACAAUGAUUACACUAUUUGUAGAUUUGAUUUUAUUGGAGGAAAGUCGAUCACGUUUAGAAGUUUCAAUGGAUAUGAUUCAAAGUUUAUUGAAGACUAUCAGACAAACACCACUUCAAAGUGUAAGAAGUCUUUUACACCAAAUAAUGUAGUAUCAGAGAUGGUUAUAGUCUGGGGAAUUUCAGACAAAGGCGUGUUGAAGUCGGCUCAAGACGCAUUUAAUAAUCACAUCCAACUCUCUUCAGUCACCAACGAUGUAACCAUUUACUAUUUAAAAGGAGAAGCUUACGCUUCAAUCAAAAAACCACUUGCACAAAUCAACGGACUUUUUUUGUCUUCUUUUGAACCAGCAAAGGGUAAGGUUGACACUCUCAUUGUUGCUGCACAAAGAGACUUGGCACCAAAGGUAAAAUCUGGUACAAUACAGAGAGGGACCAUCUUUGUGUUAACUGAUGAAGGGAUCAACACUGCUUUCAACGCAAAAACUAGUUUUGAUGAUGCAGGAUUGACAGUUCAUGUUGUAUCACUAAACAGACAAGGUCCUGCGAUGACAGCUAAAUUGACAACACUUUUGUCGCUUGGAGACCAUUUCCAUGAAACUACAGAACCUUCAAAAAUACCACAGAUGAUCAAUGAAGCAUUUGAUGGUAUCAGAGCUAAUUUGACCCAAAGAUGUGAUAAAAACAAGUGUAAUGGUUUUUGUGAUGCAAAGAAUAGAUGCACGUGUCCAAUGUGUUGUGAAAACACCUGUUUCUAUACAUACUGUGAUACAAAAACAGCUACAUGCAUGCCUUGGCCACCAGCUAAACCAAAAGCCAAGACUUCCUGUCCCGCUGAUUGUGUAGGAGACCGUGUAUGCAAGGACCUUGAAGGAUGUGUUUACUCAAGGUAUAACGAAUCAUGUCGACCACCAGUUUCGUGUAUGACUGCAACAUGCCCAGACAACAAAGUCACUUCGAAAUGUGCCCUAAAAGAUAACUGCCAACUUGAUGACCAACCAGCAGCAGACGGUUAUUGUUACACUUACAAGUGUGAUACCAAAUCUGGUUACUGUGUUAAGGAUCAAAAAGGAAAAGAAAAAUGCCCAAUAAAGACGUCAAAAUGCCAGCAGUACAAGUGCAGUGCCGACUUAUCUUGCACACUCGAAAAGAAGGUCUGUGUGAAAACAAUACCGUAUGUCGAAAUGGAUUGCUAUGAGGCAAGGUGCAACGAAAAAACGGGUCAAUGUGAGAAUAGAUUAACUUGCGACAAAUAUUCCCAAUGCGGUGGGUCUGUCACCGAGUCAAAGUGCAGAUGCAACGCAGAUACAAAUAAUUUAUGUGAAUGUGACCAGAACCCCAAUGGAAAUUACUGCCAAGAUGGAACACAAAUCUGCGACUACACAACCGACAAUCCUCACUGUAUUACAUCAACAUGUAAGGAGGAUUUGAUAAACAAAGAUUGCAUGAAAGCAACAUGCAAUGAGAAAACUGGAAAGGUAGAGUAUGUACCAAUUGAAUGUAAACAAGAAGUUGCUUAUGCAAAUGACGAUUCAAAAGAAAAAUGUAAAAAUAUGUGGGGUUAUACAUGCAAGGACAAUGCUUGUGUUUUGACACAGCUUAAGACUGACAGUGAGCUCUUUGUUAAUUGUGGUGUAUGUAAACUUGUUAACAACAAAGUGCAAUACACCGAGUCAUGUUCUUCCUCAAAAAGUUCUUGUGGAUCAUUUGCGGGUUCUUGUGUUAAUGGAAAGUGUAUAUUUCCAAAUGAAAUAGAUUCUGUGAUUGUUGAACCACAAAAAUUCUGCAAAGAGUGUAUCUCACUUGAAUGUGGACAGGACGACUCUGCUUAUACAUACACUUACGACAACAUAACUGCCAAAUGCUCUUACACAGUCAAAGCGAUUCCACAAUGCGCUGUCUGCACUGACAACAAGUAUCAAUCAAACUGUAUUGACAAAACAGUCACGCCAACUUGGACUUCUGAGAGUGGCGUUAGUAUUAAAUACAGCAUUCCCAAAGAUUGUAAAAACAACCAGUGUUUCCCGCGCUACCCUCUCAAUUGCCAAGAAGAAGAUCUCUUUGGUGAAAUCUUUAAGAAGUUUGGUGACUGUAUGGAUUUAAUCAAUUACAAGUAUCAUUACUCUGAUAAAUUUGAUCCGUUCAACUUUGGUUACGGGUAUCCACAAUCAGAAGAAUUUAUGGCAGAAGCCGAUAAGGAGGCGUACUGUGAAUGGACAUUUUCUAAAAGUGAUUGCAAACAAUGUGUUAUCAAACCAAGUGGUGGUGAAGUUGAAGAAAAAGAAUUUCAAGUUGUGAAUGAAUGUCCAAAGGAACAAAAUGGAGUUCAAUAUCUUUGUUUAGAAAAUGAGUGUGUAGUCGACCCCGAUUUCAAAUGCAAACCAAAAAAUUGUUCUGUUGAAGCACUCGAGAACGGUAACUGCAAAUUCGUUUACAAUCUUUGUGAUAAUGCGACAAAGUUAUUAGAAGAGACAAGACAAAAGAUAUAUGAUAAGACUGACAUUGUCAUGCGUUCGAUGCCAUGCGACUCGACCGUCUGUGUAAAUCAAAACAGAUGUCCUUCAUUUGCAGACGACAAUGUAUGUGCACAAACUGCGGAAAAUGUUGACUAUGGUUGCAGACGACCAACCUUUACAUGUGAUGCUAAUAAUGGGUUUUACUGCAAAUUUAUUGAAUUUAACAAAAAUGAUCCAUUGGAGGACACUGAAUACUUCAGAGAACAAUCAAAUGUAAAAUUGAAUAAUUUGUGCUACAGAUACGAAUGUGUUGAGACUUGUGAAGGUGGAUCACCAACAUAUAAAGAAAGCUUGGAAGCAGGAACAGUAAAGUGUAAACAUUACUGGAACAAAACUUAUGACAACUCAGAACCAAUCCCAAGAAAUUUGUGUGAAGACGCAAAAUGCAAUCCAUUAACAGGAGAGGUCGAAUAUAGAGACAAACAAUGCAUUGUAUCAGAAGAGUUCCCAACACUGACAUCAAACCAGGCCAGAUGCUUCUACUGCCAAUGUUCGUAUAUUGAUGGAGGAGCUUCACUUGUCAUGUUUGCAGAUACUGAAACCGAACAUUACCAACUCGAUGCAUGUGGUAACUGUAUGGUGAUGAACCAGUCCGACUUGACACAACAACUGAACGAAAAGGUACUCUGCAUUCUUGCUGGUGAAAUCAACAACUCUGGUGCCAUUGCAGCUGCAACUACCGUCGCUGCUGUCGUUGUCGCACUUGUGGUUGCUCUCAUCGCCGUCUCUAUUGGUCUUUUCAAGACUUAUCAAUUGGUUAGCUCCGCUAUGAAAAACGUAGUGAACGUUGCAAAUGAAAAUGCCCAGUUUAAGGCAGCAGAUAACGAAGCAGCCAAUACCAACUUCAACGAGUAA
Entamoeba invadens IP1 is the source of this 3846-nucleotide messenger RNA. Its product is annotated as 170 kDa surface lectin precursor, putative. Lineage: Eukaryota; Evosea; Mastigamoebida; Endamoebidae. The transcript has a single exon. The coding region runs from base 1 to 3846 and encodes 1281 amino acids. The record is from RefSeq and is a predicted model, not a curated record.